Molecule: messenger RNA, 1709 nt
Organism: Pyrus x bretschneideri (Chinese white pear)
Lineage: Eukaryota; Viridiplantae; Streptophyta; Magnoliopsida; Rosales; Rosaceae
Product: lysine histidine transporter 1-like
Exons: 8
Coding region: 181-1500 (439 amino acids)
Cellular component (GO): plasma membrane
Source: RefSeq, a predicted model, not a curated record
UCGUUGACCAAAACAUGCUUAAACAUAUUUCAUCUUCCCAUCCAUAAUUAUAUUAAAUUCUGGAUCCAAUUCCUGCAAGACUCGAAGCCAAGCCUUAGCUACUCUCUGCAACUAUGGUAGGCUCAAGCUCCGACUGACGGAAAUUCUUCCAACCCCAACAAUGUGGACGAGAAACCGGAGAUGCGGCAGCAGAUCGGUGAUGAUGAAAAGGCGAGGAAGCAGAAGGAAAUAAAUGAUUGGCUUCCGAUUACUUCAUCAAGGAAUGCAAAUUGGUGGUACGCAGCUUUCCACAAUGUCAAUUCCAUGGUUGGAGCUGGUGUCCUAGGUCUUCCCUUCGCAAUGUCCAAUCUCGGAUGGGGUCCAGGAUGUGUUGUAAUGGUGCUUUCAUGGGUGAUCACUUUGUUCACGUUGUGGCAAAUGGUUGAGAUGCAUGAAAUGGUUCCCGGCAAGCGGUUCGAUAGGUACCAUGAGCUAGGGCAACACGCCUUCGGCGAAAAGCUUGGCCUCUGGAUUGUGGUGCCUCAGCAGCUCGUAUGCGAAGUUGGUGUUAACAUUUUGUACAUGGUCACAGGUGGACAAUCCCUGCAGAAGAUCCAUAAGAUAGUAAAGAAAGACAAGGAUCCCAUCAAGCUCACCUACUUCAUCAUGAUCUUUGCCUCCGUGGAAUUUGUCCUCUCCCAUCUCCCCAACUUCAACUCCAUCUCCGGCAUCUCAUUAGCCGCGGCGGUGAUGUCACUAAGUUACUCUACCAUAGCAUGGACUACUUCAAUCCACAAGGGUGUUCAGCCAGACGUAGAGUACGGGUACAAAGCUCGAAGCACGUCGGGGACAGUCUUCAACUUCUUCAACGCCUUGGGACAGGUAGCUUUUGCCUAUGCAGGCCACAACGUGGUUUUGGAGAUCCAAGCUACACUCCCCACUUCUCCAGAAAAGCCAUCGAAGUAUGCUAUGUGGAGAGGGGUGGUGAUCGCCUACAUAGUGGUGGCCUUGUGCUAUUUUCCGGUGGCUUUCAUCGGAUAUUACACUUUUGGGAACACGGUGGAGGACAACAUCCUAAUCUCGUUAGAGAAACCCGGAUGGCUCAUUGUAACAGCAAACAUGUUUGUUAUCAUCCAUAUCAUUGGGGGUUAUCAGCUAUUUGCAAUGCCAGUAUUUGACAUGAUAGAAACUGUGUUGGUAAAGAAACUGCAUUUUCGGCCCACAACGAAGCUUCGCUUCAUUACUAGGAACAUAUACGUUGCGUUCACAAUGGUCGUCGGAAUGACCUUUCCCUUCUUCAGUGGUAUCAUGGGAUUCCUCGGAGGAUUUGCUUAUUCCCCAACAUCAUACUAUCUCCCGUGCAUUAUAUGGCUAGCCAUCAAGAAACCGCGCAAGUUUAGCCUAUCGUGGUUUAUUAACUGGAUUUGCAUCAUACUCGGCGUCCUGCUGAUGAUCGUCUCGCCUAUCGGAGGUUUCCGGAAUAUCAUACUUCAGGCCAAGGAAUACCACUUCUACAAUUAACAAACUUGUCACACACACGAACAAAACUAGUAUACUCUGUAAAAUCAAUGCAUUAUAUGUAGCUGCAAGCUUAUGUGACGAAUAAGUACCACGAAAACGAGGUUUUCCAUCUGUCUCUUGGUUCGGUUAGGAACGACGGACUUCGACAUCCUACCAGUUGGGAGGAAGAAGAAUAUUGCUGAAGAAAGAAAGUCUCAAAUUUUGGGUUU